AAUUAUCGUAUACUUGAUGCUUGUUGUAAAUCUUCUUAUUCGGUGGGCGUUUCAUACGCGCGAUCGUAUCUGCGAGAAGUAUCGGGGAAACGUUGAAAUAUACGAUAAGCGGCCCUCGAUCAACAGUGUCGGUGACCGAAACCCUUGCCAAAGUAAUUAUUGCUGUUCUUCAACGGCAACAAUCGAUGCCUAAAAUACGUGUCGAGAAUAUCAAGGAGGAAUCAAAUGCGAGAACCUCUAUCGCCUCCAGGUGUCUCAGGACGACUGAACAUCCGAACGGUCGUACGGUCGGACACGGCGUCAUCCUCGACUGGAUUCGGUGCCCCCUCCUAUUGGAAUAGUCAACGAAACACCAAACGAAAAUAGGACGAAUAGAUAAAUCAUCCGACCCACACCGGUCCGCCUACAGCCGGACGGCAUAUCUCUAAGAAAUCCUAUUCGACUCUGCUCGAUUUUCCUGAGCUGGAACGUGCGUUGCAUAUUUUAAAAAUGCAGUCGAUCGUGCCAAAAUAAUUCCUUCCCCUCGAUUCUUCUUCUCUCCAAGGGACGAUGUCAAAGGCUGAUCGCUGAUUGCCAGUGAAAUGGGGCUGCUCAUGUCCGUUUUGAUCGGCUGCGUUGGAGUUCUUGAACUCCUUGCUUGUCUCCGUCACGUUUCGGACGGUUUGACACCGUCGUUGGGUCCGGCAGCACCUUGUCUGUCCUAUCACUCGGAAACAUCGGAGAGACACAGCUCCGUCAAUUCGCUAUGCACUUACAGCCACCGUCGUGGGGUAGGAUUGCCAAGAGGUGUCAGGCACAAGUUGGAAAACCUUCACGAGUACAGUAUCAAGGUCAAGGGUGAGCUGCGGACCCUGGACCGGCACUUUGACGAGAGCACACUUUCCGACUGCAGCACUGGCGACAUUUUGGGCAAUUCUAGGCCGGACUCUAGGCUCAGUCUGAACGAAUACGAAGCCAAAGACGAAUGGAAUCCUGACUUUCAGCCCUACUACGGAAACCAGAAUGCUGAGCACGGUUGCAGGGAGAGACAUCAAGACGGUAUAUCGUGUCGAGAGGAUCAGGAGAUCAAUUCGAUAUUGGAGAACCUGAAUCUGAUACCGACUCCAACAACGAAAAAGUACGAAAGAAUUCCCACCCCUAUUCCAUUUGAAAAUUCGACUGAGGAUGCCUGGAGAAAGUCUAGAUCACCUUCGUCGUCGUCUACGUCAAGUGAGAGGAAAAACUCGUUUGAUGAUGAUUCGGGGAACGAAGUACCGACUAGGAACUCGAUCGAUAAUUCAUCGGUCGCCAGUCAGUCCGGACGAUCGUCCUUGGGUGACAUCAAGGUGACACGUUCGAGCGCUUCACUCCAGAAAUCUGUCAACGAUGUGGAAAGCAUUUCGAAGCAUUCGUCGGACGUUGUACGGGCCUUGGAAAGCUCGACGUCCGUCAAUGACACUGAAAACUUGUCCAAGUCGUCUGAGAUUUGGAAAGAACACGUGGACGGAAAUGGAAAGUUGAAGGAAGUGAGUGAUUACCAGGAAGUUGCGGGUGGUGGUUUAAACGUACCGAAGUCAUCAAAAUCUUUGGGGACAACGAUCGUGCGAAAGGCAACGCGGCUGAAAUCCAAAAAUGCGGAGAUAAGCAAGUCCGCGGAGACUUUGAAUGCGAAGAAAUUUAAGAAAGUCCGAGAGCCGGAAAGACGUAAAUCUGACAUAUCCGUACAGACGACCGACUUCGAUUCCAAGUGCGACGAGGCGACGAACACGUCGAGGUCGGAAAGCAGGCAAAGCGUUUCCGUCCAAGUUCAAACUAGCUUUGAGGAAUAUAUUUCGGAGGACGAAAAUGCGGAGGAUUACAGUGGAAUUGCGACGGGUUUGUCCGAAAGUCGACGAGACAUUUCGGCGAUGGGUAAUUGGCGAAAAAAGUCGUUUAAACAGAGGAGAUUCAACGGGUCAGUUCGGAACUCGAAGGAAGAUUGCGCGAACAUCGUUGUUACGAAGACGCUUGCACCGUCCGUAGAAAAGCCUCGGAAUUUAAAACAGCCGAUCAGAGUGUCCAGCUUCGAAGACGCCAACGUGGAUGACUACGAGAAGGUGAAAAGCUUACUUCUGGAGACGGACAGAAGCGAGAGCAGGAGUCAAGAUGAAGACUCGAGGAAGAAUUCCGGGAGUUCGAGCACUCAUAGAAACGACGCGAAACGUCCGUCCACCUUCAAAACGCAAUCGGAAAUGCUCGAUGAACUCAUUGACGAAGAGUUCAAGGACGCGGAGGACGGAUCAAACUUCCCUGAUCCCAUAGAAUACUCCGUUCCUGAUACCGGCUCGGACAAGGCUUUUUGGUUGAUUUUCAGUGGCGAAUUCACGAGGGCGAUGAACAAGGACUGGCACAGCGGCCACUUCUGUUGCUGGCAAUGCGACGAGUCUCUUACCGGUCAGCGGUACGUUCUCAGGGAUGAACAUCCCUACUGCAUCAAGUGCUACGAGAGUGUGUUCGCCAAUGGAUGCGAGGAGUGCAGCAAGAUCAUCGGCAUCGAUUCGAAGGAUCUGUCGUACAAGGACAAGCAUUGGCACGAGGCAUGCUUCCUCUGCAACAAGUGCAGAGUUUCAUUGGUCGACAAACAGUUCGGAAGUAAGGUGGACAAGAUCUACUGCGGCAACUGUUACGACGCUCAAUUUGCCAGUCGUUGCGAUGGAUGCGGCGAAAUCUUCCGUGCAGGCACUAAGAAGAUGGAGUACAAGACCCGGCAGUGGCACGAGAAAUGCUUCUGCUGCGUUGUUUGCAAGAAUCCGAUUGGCACGAAAAGCUUCAUCCCUCGCGAGCAAGAAAUCUACUGCGCUGGCUGUUACGAGGACAAGUUUGCUACGCGAUGCGUCAAGUGCAACAAGAUCAUCACCAGCGGUGGCGUAACCUACAAGAACGAACCCUGGCACAGGGAGUGCUUCACCUGCAGCAACUGCAGCACGUCAUUGGCCGGUCAACGAUUCACAUCUCGCGAUGAAAAACCAUACUGCGCCGACUGCUUCGGAGAGAUUUUUGCAAAGAGAUGCACUGCAUGCACCAAACCCAUCACUGGAAUUGGUGGCACGCGUUUCAUCUCGUUCGAAGAUCGGCACUGGCAUAACGACUGCUUCAUUUGUGCCGGAUGCAAGACGUCUCUGGUCGGUCGUGGAUUCAUCACUGACGCCGAUGAUAUUAUCUGUCCGGAGUGCGCCAAGCAGAAGUUGAUGUAAAUUUGACGUUUUGAAGAGGAAGAAAAACAAAGAAAAAACGUCCACGAUGUCAUAUCUCUUCACAAGCCAUACUCUCUCGCUAUGAUGCAACGCCCGCGUGUCGAUUUAAAAUAUAUACGUUGAACUUCUUUCAAUUAAACGAAAAUUUUUAUUAAUCGAAAAAAAAACGGAAAAAAGAAUAAAUAAAUUAAAUAACAAACUGCUGUGUCUUAUAAAUGUAUAGCGAUAUUUGAUUGGCAUUCGUAUAUGCUAUUUUUUUUUUUAUAAACAAUAUUUGAUUUCGAACGUCGUCAUUCUUACCCUCGAAACGAAUGUUGGGCAGAAACGGCGUUACAUCUUAGCGACUAAAUAUAUACUUUACAUAAUAAUGUACUCAUACUUCAGCGCGUAAAUAGGGAAAUUUGUAAGACGGAAUGAGAAACGAGAUAUAAAUAAGAGAAACAAAAAAUUUAAUGAAAUAAUAACCAUGCAGAGUGGUGUUUAGUAAACUGGUCUAAUGGGGAUUAUCUCGCCAACGCCAUCAAUCGGCGAAGGUAACUUAAAGGUAACUGUGCUUUACUUAACGGCCGUGUUUUAUAGGGCACUGCACUUCCUAGCUUCGUAGUCAUAGGGACGGUAUAGUCAUUACUUUUUUUCAACUCCUUCUUUUAGAUUCAACUUCGUACGUACAUCGACGAUUAUUGUGAAUUACGAUUGAUCACAGAGGCGUAAAAAUGUUGCCGCUUCCUAGACUUUGAGCGUUUAAAAAUUUGUUCAAAUUUGUUUGGGCAAAUUGUGUAAAUGUCAUAAUUGAAGUAAGAAACCCUAUACACAUAUAUUAAUAGUGCUAGUAUCGACUUUGCAGUAAAAAUAUUGAUAGGAGAAAGAAAACAAGAAAAAAUUGAGAAAAAAAAAAGAAAGAAACCUUAAUGCCUUUAAAAAUCCGAGAAUCAAAUCGCC
Messenger RNA from Neodiprion fabricii, 4151 nucleotides. It is a transcript of the gene Lmpt, whose product is annotated as four and a half LIM domains protein 2. Gene Ontology annotation, molecular function: transcription coregulator activity; zinc ion binding. The coding region runs from base 582 to 3212 and encodes 876 amino acids. The transcript is spliced from 6 exons. The record is from RefSeq and is a predicted model, not a curated record. Lineage: Eukaryota; Metazoa; Arthropoda; Insecta; Hymenoptera; Diprionidae. Gene Ontology annotation, cellular component: Z disc; nucleus.